UAUUCCGUUCGGGCUAUUUAUGGUCUUUCGAAGAACGCGAGAGGCCAGAGCGGCCCUCCUCGCAAUCGAACUACCAUCGAAAUCGCGAAACGAAGGGAAAAUACCGCGUGCGGUAUUCGAGUUCGGUUUACCUUCCGUACGGGACCGUAUUGGUCGUCGCUGAGUUACGACUCGUGGAACGAGGAGGAGAAGGAGAGAGAGAGAGAGAGAGAGAGAGAGAGAGAGAAAGAGAGAGAAAAGAAAGAAAGGGGAUAAGAUUGGGGGAGAGAGAGAGAGAGAGAACAAAUGCGAUUUCCCUAAUGCUUUCCAAGACCCACGGAGUCAAACGUUAUUAUGCUCGGUGAAGACUUUAUAAUGGGGACACGUUGAAAAACUUCUUAAAACUACGUGGUGCACGUUGCUUGUACCUUUCUCUUUCUCUCCCUCUUUCUCUAGAUUAUUUCUCUUUUUUUUCUUUUGCUUCUUUUUUUUCUUCUUCUCAUAAAAAGAUAACGAACAUUUUUGUGAAAGACUUUGCUUCAUCGAACGACGUCGAAGGGAUAUUCGAUUUAUUAAAUUUCGUGGUUUUUUGACGAUAUAUAUACCCCCCUUUCUUUUGAAAAGUAUCGCGUACCUAUGUGUAUGAGAAAACGUGUAUAUGUCUCUCGUAUCUCUCGAUGAGUUUAGUAUUAAUUCGGUAUCUCUUUAUCGACCGGUUUCUACACGAUAUCGUUACGAUCCCACCUUCUGUUCUCGUUCCCUCCUUCGUACGUACGUACGCACGUACAUACAUUCGUUCGUUCGUUCGUACGUACGUACGUUCAGUUCCAAAGCCGGAAAUUAAGCCUUAAUCAGGGAGGCGGAAUUUUGAUGAGAUUUUACGCAAACGAUAGAUUCUUCAGGGAUUUACAUAUAUUCGUGCGUCGCUGAAACACGCAUACGUACGCGAAUACGUAGCGUGCGCGUUACGGCUACGUAGUUUAAUGGCUUUUAAUAUAAACACCUUCGUACUUCGGGGAUAAUGAUUUGCUGAUACGAGAAGAAAGGUGGGUAUUCUAAUAUAUCUUUCUACUUUCACAUUUUCUACGCUCUUCUUAUCGCAAUUUUCUACAUACAUCUAUCGACGUAACAUCGAUCAACAAUUUUUACGUAAAGAUUUUUACGACAUAUCCGUGCGAUCGAAUUAUCUUUAAAAAUUGCGAACGACCAAGAAGAAGCGACAAAUCUUACGAUAUCUUUCGUAGAUCUUUUAUAAAAUCCUUCAAAAAUAAUUAGAAAGAAAAAAAGAGUACGAAAGGAAAGAACUCUUCUUAUAUAUCCGAAACACAAUUAUACGCGAAGGACGUUUUCGAUCGUUUAAACUCUUCUCGUACGCGAGCUUGUAAAUUAAUCGGAUUUUCCGCGGUCGACCUUCGAAGACGUUCCUCCCUAACUCGGUGCGUAUCGCAUUAAUCACGCAAUAUAGAUAUAGAAGAGGAUGAAAGAGAGAGAAAGAGCUAACAAGGGAAAGACAGAGUUAGAGAUGGAUAGAUAGAUAGAUAGAUAGAGAGAGAGAGAGAGAGAAAGAGGAUGAGGUCCCCUUAAAAUAAUCUGGUCCCGAAAUGAAAUCAGCCAAGGCAAUUUCCAGCCCCUAUACGAGGAUGCCGUGGCGCGUUAUCCAGGCACUCUGACCGCCUGUGGCCCGACGCGAUGCAACCGACAAAUGACGUUGGUCCAACCCCCUCGCGGCAGCUCUCGGAAUUAAAGAUCCCGAGAUAAGGGUGUCAUGCUUUGCUAUGCAUUAUGUGUUCGGCAAAAAGCUCGCCCCCGGCUCUGCUCCUACUGUUCAGCCUCUCUUCUCUCUCUUUCUCUCUCUCUCUCUCAUCCUCCAGGAAGCUUCCAAUUAAUCUUUCCCUACUUUUUCCCAGGAAAAAAAAUAUCGCCGUACUUGUUCCUUAUCCCCUCUCUCUCUCUUUCUCUCUCUUUCUUUCUCUCUCCCCACCUUCGUUUCUCUCCCUGUUUCCUCUCUUUCGUUUAACGCACGACAUACCUUAACCGUUGCUUAUCGUAAUCGUUUAUUUUUUCCGAAAACGAUAUCGUAAGAGAUCGUCGAUCAAUGAUCGAGAGAUAUUUUCCUGAACGAUAUACAGGAAGGAAAUACGGUACUUCGUUUUUCGGAAUUAUUGUCUUCUCGAAGAAGAAUUACAAAUCGUUUCCUUUUCCCUGAAUUCUUUCUUUUUUUUUUAUCUUUUCUUUUUCUUCUUCUACUUCUUCUUCUUCUUAAGAAGGAAACGCCACGAAGCGAAGAGAGGAGCUGGUAUAGCAACGUUCUAGUGGAGAAGGAAACGCACUUUCUCAUAGGGUCUUUGAUAGAGACGUAUAGAGUGUACAAAGAAAGAAAGAAAGAAAGAAUUUCCUUUGAAAUAGCCAAGCGAAGUAACUCAAGCAGACAGCAGGGGUGUAUAAAACCCGGCCGCGUUAUGAUCUGCACAUCCUCUUCUACUCGGACUGGCUACACCGAACGGAACCUUGGCAACCUUCAUAUUUCAUGUUUUAUCGCUCGAAAGUAUCGAGAAGAACUGUUUUCCUACCUCCGACUCCGACUUCUAGAACGUCGUCGAGUUUGCAACGAGGCUACGAGCGAAACGAAAGAGCGUUCAUCUAUUUGAACUUAUCAAUGUUUCCCUUUUCUCUGUUUUUCUUUUUUUUUUUCCUAUUUUUUAAACGACGUCUUUCUCGAAUCGCACGUCACAGUUUAACCUUCAAUUAAAUUUCUUGUUGGCUAACGCAGGAGAAUUAUGUCGUUGACGGAUACAAAAAGACAAAACGACGAGGAUUCGAGCAAAUCCAAUCCAAACACAAAAUCAAAAUUCGAUGCACUCGCAACGGAAUUUCAAUAUUACGGGUAAAAAAAAAGAAAAAAAGAAAAAAUCCUUUUGACCCCUGAUCGCGAUGUUACUUUUUGUAUUUAAUUGGAUGUAUCGUUAAAACACAGUGCGGCUAUUAGAAAUUUGGCACCGGCGAUGUCGUCCGUCGAGGACAAAGGUAGGAUAAUCCCUUGGGCGAAUAAACUCUUUGCCCCGGAAUAUCACGUAGAAAUUUUACGUGACAAACGUAACAGGUAUUUGUCAUCUUUAACCAUGAACAUGCUGAACGACGAGUUGCGAGGCGUAUUCGCCGAGGAUCCACCGAGUGGUUCGCUCAAAGAUUUGUCUUGUCAGCCGAUAAUCAAAGCUCCACCAGCGGAAUGGGAAUUGGACACAACCUGGAGCGAAUUCGUUGCAUCCUUGCCGGAUCAUUACGAAGAAAUAUUGUGUAGCUUUCACGACGAGACUUCGAUCUGCGAACAGGACUCGUUCGAGAUGGACGAACAAAUGGAUAACGAAUUUUGGUUCUUGCUUUAUCAAAUCAGACCGUACGCCGCGCUGAUCCCAUCUCCCAACGCCAGAACCAUUGUCACCGCUUGGAUUCAAACGCUUUGUAGAUUGAGUUGUAACAAGUGUAGUAAGAUGAAAGGACUUCGAAACGAUUACGCUUACGCCCUUUACGGAUACGUAAGGGAUUUGCGAAUAGCCGGGCCGUUCGAAGAUUACCCGCCUGUGAAAUAUCUUGAAUCGUUACCAGAAGCAGCAAGGCAAGCCGCGAAGAAGCAUCCCUUGACGUCACCCUUUUCUCAGGAAGCAGAUUCCUUUAUCAUUCAGCAACCGACUACGGAGGAAGGUGCUUUUUGUUAUAUCGCUGUGACGGGUGAGGUCAUUGAAACUACUGCCAAGUAAUCGUUAACAAAAAAGAAAGAUAGAGAGGAGAGAGAGAGAGAGAAAGAGAGAAGAAAGAAAAUAGAAAAAAACCAAGCAAAAAUAAACGAACGAACGAACAAACGGGGAAGAAUAAAGAUAGGUAAAAAAAUGUCGAUUUCAAUCAUUUUUUCGAAUCUUCUUAUCCACCAAACGAACGAACGAACGGACGAACGAACGAACGAACGAACGGACGAACGAACGAACGAACGAACGAACGAACGAAUAGGAUAGACUGGUUCGUCGAAAUCGGAUCCGCUUUAUCCCAAAGCAUCGGCGGCGUACAUCCUAAAACAAUCACACGGCCGGCCGGCACGCCAUUAUACGGCCUUAACUUUGCUCACGCAGGAGCUCUCCGCGAGCGCCGUUAUGUAUAGGGUGUACCGAAGGAAAUAACCGUCAUCUGUAUUCGCGAUAACAUCGUAAUUGAAUGCGGUUGACGGGGAUUUGCUGUAGGACGCGAGCGACCACCACUAAUACCAGCAACGUCGCGCUAUAACCGUUCCCUCCUUGCUCCUCCUUACCCAACCCUCUUCUUCUCCCCGUUCGUUCUCCUCUUUUCUUCUCUCUUUCUCUUGGCACCCUCCGUACUUUCCUCUACCGACGAAACGCGACACACACGACUACGACGGACUCCCGUUUUCGAGUAACAGACUUUCUCUUUCCCGUGUUUCGGCCUAUCUAUAUCUCUCUGUCUCUUUUUGCACCCCUUCCGCUCUUUGUCGCUCCACGCUUUUCCUCUUUACCAGCGCCCUUGAUAUCGCGAGAGUAUUAAUCAUAUCGAGGCGCGGAAAAAUCUACCUUCCUCUCUCUUUCCUCCUCCCUCUCUUUCUCACUCUCUUCUCUCUCUCUCUCUCUCUCUCUCUCUCUCUCUCUCUUUCUUUUCAUGUCACCGAUGGUAUUUCGCGCGUGUUAUAGUCUCGUGCGCGCGUGCGUAUACGCGCGAGAGAGGGGACCUCUCGAAUACGAGGAUAGAAAAUGAUAGGACCGAAAGGGAGGAGAAAGUUUAUGGACAGCGUCGUUACAUCGAACUAUUUGUAUAAAACGCUAUAACUUUUUACACUUCCCCUAGAAUUCUUUUAUUUAUUGGUCUUUUCUAUUCGAGUAGCAAGAGUAUGGAUAUACUUGGUCAGCCAUAUACAUAUAUAUGUAUAUCGUAUAGAAUGAAAAAUCGAUAAAAAUUUAAAGAAACGGUGGAUAGGUAGGUAGGACGUCUAACAUCCAGUAUGGAAUGACGAAGGAUGCAUCGAGGAUAUUAUACUGAUAAUUCAAGAGAGACAGAGAGAGAUAGAGAGAGAGAAAGCAGAAAAGAAAGCCAGCGGUAAGUUCA
This is a messenger RNA of Vespula vulgaris, 5082 nucleotides long. RefSeq lists its product as uncharacterized. The record is from RefSeq and is a predicted model, not a curated record. The coding region runs from base 2982 to 3734 and encodes 250 amino acids. NCBI's taxonomy places the organism in Eukaryota, Metazoa, Arthropoda, Insecta, Hymenoptera, Vespidae. The transcript is spliced from 6 exons.